Molecule: messenger RNA, 285 nt
Organism: Cyphellophora attinorum
Lineage: Eukaryota; Fungi; Ascomycota; Eurotiomycetes; Chaetothyriales; Cyphellophoraceae
Product: NADH-ubiquinone oxido 10.5 kDa subunit
Exons: 4
Coding region: 1-285 (94 amino acids)
Source: RefSeq, a predicted model, not a curated record
AUGGCUGCACGAUACGCCUUCGGCAGCACUCUGCGCGAGGUGCGCUUCCAUCUCUGCUCCUCUUCACAAGCUAGCGAUGCGGCGAGAACAUUCAUCAAGCGCGCAUACCCUACGAUGAAGAAGCACAACCCAGAGACACCCAUCCUCAUACGAGAAGCUACGGGUGUGGCACCGAAAGUUUGGGCAAGAUAUGCGAAAGGAGUUGAGCGGUCAGAGGAGCUGUCAGGUCUGAGUGACAAGGAAAUCGAGGACAAAGUUUCAACAUUAGUCAAAGCGGAGUCAUAG